Messenger RNA from Neoarius graeffei (lesser salmon catfish), 2097 nucleotides. Its product is annotated as coiled-coil domain-containing protein 138-like. The record is from RefSeq and is a predicted model, not a curated record. Lineage: Eukaryota; Metazoa; Chordata; Actinopteri; Siluriformes; Ariidae. Bases 67 to 1860 code for a protein of 597 amino acids. The transcript is spliced from 16 exons.
GAAAACGUAGUCCGUUGUUUGUUUACGUCUUGUUCCUAAGCGUGGCGGCGAGUUUGAAAUCCGAAAAUGAGCACCGAGUUAUCUGGCAGUGAUUUAGACCUAAAAGUUGAAAUAUUGAAGAAAAAGUAUUUAGAGAGGAGAAAUCGGGUUUCUGCCACCGAAGAGGCCCGAGUGAGUGAAAAAAGUGGAAGUGUACAAAAACCUGCAGAGUGUUGCGCGGCCACAGGCAGAGAGGAAGUGAAAACAUCAUGCAGGGAGAUGAGAAACUACAGCCGAGCACUUGAGGAGCUUUUCCAUGCCGUCUCAGAUCGAUCUGAAUGGCUCUUCCGUGAUGAGUGCGUUUUGAGCAGUGAAGAUGAGCUCAGUGACCAAACAGAUGCCCUGGGCCAUACCAACAUCCUGUGUACUGAGACUGAUGUGACGCUGCCCUCGAACAUAGUGUGCACUUCCAGUUCAUUUGAGACUGAGCCAGUGGUGUUCAGCAGAGCAGAGGGGCUGAGGAGCUCGGCGCCUAUUGAACAAGUGUACCACGAGAUGAUUCAGAUUUAUAAAAAACUGCAAGUGCAAGCGGCUGAGCUGUGUAAGGCUGAACAUGCGCUCCAGCAGAGAGAGAAGUUUCUCCUGAAGCACCAGAGCACUGUAAACAGACUUCUCCAUGUGGAGGAAGAUGUAUUAGAUUGUAUUAAUGCCAUGCAGCAGCAACACCAGCAGGAGAUGGAGAGUCUCAGGGCUGCACUCAGAGAAAAGACCAAAGAGAACAAAAGGAUUAAAUCUAGUUUGGAUUCCAUCAAGGAACUAAAUAACACAAUGAAAAAACAGCUGAAUGAAGUAUGUGAGCAGAACACGAAGCUGGAGAGGCAAUCACGGAAAGUUCAAGCUCGACUAGAAAACCUACAGAGGAAGUACGAGUACUCAGUAAAGCACCGAGGAUGGGAAAACAUGCUGAAGUCACGUGAUCUCAAACCCUUCAAUCAGGACAAACCUCCACCUCCCCACAAAGCUUGCAAGAGCACUUCCAGUUCUACAGCAGUGAGGCUGCUCUCGUAUAUGAUGGACUGGAUCGUGGAUGGCCCGCCUCUUUCCUCUGAAGACGUGAAAACAGAGAGAGAGUUUGACCCAUAUGGGGUUCCACAUCCCUCCCUGCAUGAACGCUGUGCCAAGAUUCUUCCUAUUUUGCUCGAGCAGUUUGAGCAAGCCGAGGCAUUUCUUCAUUCACCGCUCCUGCGCUUCAUCUACUGCACCCUCACACAGCUGGAGCACAGCACACAGCACCUCCCUUUGACCUCAACAUUGAGGAGAUUAGGAGAGGAAGUGAACCGAAAAUCUCCCCCACUUUUCAGGAGCUCCUGCCCUCACACUCGCUUUUUAUCCUCCAUCAUUGUCCUCAAAACACUCAGUCAGGCGGACAUCUUGGCGCAGGCCCUAGAUGUUUUGCACGGCAUUGUGGGAGAGGAUGAGGGACGUGGCCUCUUCCUGAAGUACAAGGCCUUGAUGGCCAUUUUAGCUCUGCUGAGGACAGGAAGUCCGGGAUUGCUUGCUCCUUCACUGGAUAUCCUGCUUCAGAUGAGUGCCGAGUCCCGUCAUCUUCCUGGCUUCCUGGAAGUGUGUAGCACAGAUCAGUUCUUCCGCUGUGCUGCUGUACUUCUCCGAAACCCACGGCUGGACCUUGCUGUCGCAGAGAAGCUCAGCAUUCUCCUCCAGAAGCUCUCCUGCAUCAGAAAGAACCGGCGUCUGUUUGAAGCAUCCUCAUUACACCUGCUUCUACAGGAAACUCGGCGCUCAGCCAAUCCAUCUCGAGCCUUCCUCAACAUCAACUUGAGCUCCAUCCUGUUUAAUCUGGGCGUGGCCUCACGUUCCUGACACGCCUAACAUCUGGACAGGAACAAAUACAGUCCUAAAAACCAUGGUUAUCUGUAUUCAGUCAUGCUAUUCUUUGUAUUGUGAUUUUUAUUGUUUAGUAGUCAGUUCAUCAUAAUACAGUACUUUGUAACUGAAUACCUAAAUUAUUCUGUCUUAUUUGAUUUUAUUGUGGUAAUUUAUUAGAAUUUUGGGAGAAAAAAAAACUUUAUUAAAUAUCUCUCACCCCCCCCCCCCCCC